This is a messenger RNA of Esox lucius (northern pike), 1476 nucleotides long. It is a transcript of the gene ptafr, whose product is annotated as platelet-activating factor receptor. Gene Ontology annotation, cellular component: membrane. The transcript is spliced from 2 exons. The record is from RefSeq and is a predicted model, not a curated record. Lineage: Eukaryota; Metazoa; Chordata; Actinopteri; Esociformes; Esocidae. Gene Ontology annotation, biological process: chemotaxis; G protein-coupled receptor signaling pathway. Gene Ontology annotation, molecular function: platelet activating factor receptor activity; G protein-coupled purinergic nucleotide receptor activity. Bases 115 to 1209 code for a protein of 364 amino acids.
AAACACUUCAAACUUGGGACGUAAUGGGGCGUGGCGUGUGGGGUGUUUUAGGUUAUCUUACUGUGUGACAGUGUCAAGAAGUCAGAAUUUUGCGAGGGAGGAGACGCGUUUGCAAUGGAGCCGAUCGUAAAAAUGGUCCUCAAAGGGAACACGAGCAAUGACAACACAUCCUUCCUGGACUCUGAGUUCCGCUACACCCUCUUCCCAGUGUUCUACAGUAUCGUCUUCAUUCUUGGACUGACGGCCAACAGCUAUGUGCUGUUUGUGCUGCAUCGCCUGCGUGAAGCGCAGACCAUGAAUGAGAUACGCAUCUACAUGACCAAUCUGACCGUCGCCGACCUGCUCUUCGUCUGCGCCCUCCCCUUCUGGAUUGACUACUUCCUUCGCCGAGGUGACUGGAAGUACAGCGACAUCCUGUGCCGUGUCAUCGGCACGUUCUUCUACAUCAACAACUACUGCUCCAUCCUCUUCCUCACUGCCAUUAGUGUAAACCGCUACUGGGCUGUCACAUGCCCACUGGAUGCCGCCUCGUCCAACUGUUGGCGUCGGGGGGCUCUUAUCUCAACGAUUAUCUGGGUGCUCACCCUGUCCUUUUCCAUGGAGUACCUGGUGAAGCCGGGCGUGAACAAGGACCAGGCCAACGUAAGCCGUUGCUUCGAAGGUUACCACGAAGACAAUGAAGACAGCAAGCGCUUUUUGGCCAUCACGCACCUGGUUAUCGUCACCAGCUUCUUCUUGGUCUUUUUCAUUGUCGUAGCUUGCAACCUGCUCAUUGCCCGGGCCCUGCUCAUCCAAUCGCCCUCACAGGCGUUAGGCUCCGUUUCUGCCAAGCCCAGAGGGGUGAAGCGCCAGGCUCUGCAGAUGCUGUGCGUAGUGGUGGUGGUGUUCAUUGUGUGCUUCCUGCCCCAUCACCUGGUUCAGUAUCCCUGGACCCUGGCGGUGCUUCAGAUCCAGGAGGGCUGGGGCAGUACAGGCUGGAACGACACGACACGGUGCUGGCUGAAUGACGCCCACCAGAUCACUCUGAUGCUGAUGGGGCUCAACUGCCUCCUGGAUCCAGUGGUGUACUGCUUUGCCACCAGGAGGUUCCGUCUGUACAUCAAGGACCACCUGAAGAGGGUGGGAAAGGGCAGACACUACUCUGACACUAUUGCCACUCACAUCUCCAUGACGAGCCAGGGGCUUCAUAACGAGCCAGGGGCUUCAUAACGAGCAGCGGUCGCUCAAGGCUUAAAGCUCCGGCGAACAUUGUCUUAUUGUGGAGGAGGUGGUUUAGGGCAAAAGAUAUUGCUGACGGUUGUUGAUUCGCCACAUCCUAGGGUUGUUAUAUUCAGCUUGACCACAAACCACACUUACCAAUGCACACCCUGCUGAAUUCGCUGCCUCUGUGUUAGACUUGGGUUUGUUUGGACACAAGCAAACAACCGGAAACCGGAGGCAAAACCGUAUUGCUUCCUUCCAAACAUUGUGAAACUU